Colius striatus (speckled mousebird) is the source of this 1831-nucleotide messenger RNA. It is a transcript of the gene FASLG, whose product is annotated as Fas ligand. NCBI's taxonomy places the organism in Eukaryota, Metazoa, Chordata, Aves, Coliiformes, Coliidae. The coding region runs from base 1 to 885 and encodes 294 amino acids. Gene Ontology annotation, biological process: immune response; extrinsic apoptotic signaling pathway via death domain receptors; positive regulation of canonical NF-kappaB signal transduction. Gene Ontology annotation, cellular component: membrane. The transcript has 4 exons. The record is from RefSeq and is a predicted model, not a curated record. Gene Ontology annotation, molecular function: tumor necrosis factor receptor binding.
AUGCAGACGUAUAAAGGCAGAGCUGGGGCCUCUCCCAGGGCUCAGCCUGGGACAGCCCCGAGGGCUUUUGGCUGCCAUAUGGAAGAUCACUCCAAGCAUGUCCGUUCUGUCCCACUCCCAGCUAUGCAGCAGAACUUGAACUAUGUGUACCCCCAGAUCUUUUGGGUGGACGGCUGUGCUGACACCAGCACUUCCUGCCCCUCGACACCCCCUGUUGCUCCUUUCCCGCCGCCAGUUCCUGACCGGAGGACAAAGCCAAGGAACAACAGGGAAAGGAGGAGCGUUGGCUUCCUGGUGAUCUCCUUGCUAAUCCUAUUGGCUCUCACUGGAGUGGGACUGAGCAUGUUUCAGAUUUUCCACCUGGAGAAAGAACUGGCUGAACUCAGAGAGUCUGCCAGCACUGAACGCAUCCCUCCAGCUUUGGAGAAGCUCAUAGGGCAGAGGGAGCAGCUCAAUGAAAAGGAAGCAAGGAAGGCAGCACACUUAACAGGGAACCCAGCCCAGCGGGACCUUCCUCUGGAGUGGGAGCCCGUCUCUGGCCAUGCCUUCACCAACGGCGUUCAGUACAGGGACCAGGGCCUCGUCAUCAAUGAGACAGGCCUGUACUUUGUGUACUCCAACAUCCUCUUCCGAGGCAGCGUCUGCAGCAGCCAAGUGUUGACCCACCUCGUCUACAAGAAAAACCCGUCCUCGCCGGGCAGCCACGUGCUGAUGGAGGACAAAGGCAUCAACUACUGUAUGGGUCAGAAAAUGUGGGCCCGGAAAAGCUACCUGGGGGCUUUGUUCAACCUCAGGAAGAUGGACAGUUUGCAUGUCAAUGUCUCCAAAAUUGCUCUAGUUAAUUUUGAGGAAUCCAAGACGUUCUUUGGCUUAUUUAAGCUUUGAAUGGGGCUGUCAGAGCGGGGCUGGUAGCCCCCUAUACCCCCCCACCAAGGGGUGAGUACGUCUGAAUGGCAGUGACUAAGCCAAUGUUUUGCACCACAGAGCCCACCAAGAAACCAAUGUUUCAAUUUUCAGCAUGAGAGGGCUCAAGCAACUGGUAAAGGCUUGGAAGCAAACCUCUGGAAAGCACCAGAGCACUGUACUGUAUCACCCUGAAGAGAAUCACACGUUAAUUGCCUCUGAGAGAAACCCCAUCAAACUUACAAUGCAGUGUGCUUAAGACCCUGAUGAAACUCACUACUUGUUACCUGAGAAGAUGCUGGUGCCAGCUGCCCCACAUGGCACCGUGGCCCUGGUGAGCUUGGGAGACAGCUGGCAGGCAUUGAGAAGGACCCUUAAGCCAGGACUGCGGGUGCCUGAGCUGUGCACACUGCAGGUAGUGCUGUGGGAAAGAGUAGUGUGGAGGUCUCAGCUGCCCACGCUGAGCAAUGGAAGGCCAUCCUGCCUGGGCACUUGGCACUGUGACUGCUGUACAACAGGCACCUGCAUGUUAGCUGGCUUCUUGCACACGCUGUGUUCAUAUUGCAUUAAGUUAUUGAUUGUUCAUACCCUAGAAAAUGUGCCCUGACCCCUUUAUUUAACUCAUCCUGCCUGCCUUGCAAGUCAUGUGCUAGAAGCAGCGGUGUCGUGAGGGGGUACCAAACCCUGGAGAGACACUGUGACUGUGCCAUGGUGGUGGGGGCUGGUGGGGAGACCAUGUGCUCUGCUGGCAGGACCUGAACAAUGCAGUGGUGGAGAGCAGUGAGGCCUGAGGGGACAGAAACAUCUCCAGACCCCUUCCUGCCCUUUUUACACAUCAGGGGCCCGGUGGAGACCUGGUCCUGCCACCCCCUGCAUGGUGCUGGUUACUGUCAAUGGCAUGGUUUUGCUUGACCCCUUGUCAGGGUAU